Molecule: messenger RNA, 576 nt
Organism: Botrytis porri
Lineage: Eukaryota; Fungi; Ascomycota; Leotiomycetes; Helotiales; Sclerotiniaceae
Exons: 2
Coding region: 1-576 (191 amino acids)
Source: RefSeq, a predicted model, not a curated record
AUGGCAGACAGCAAUAUGCCCAGUGAUAAGACGGAGCCGGCGGCAUCACAUUAUUUAGAAAACGACAAGAACAGCGGCUCAGAUGUGUCUAAUGUAGCUCAGAAAUCACCGCAGACCCCUCAGUCUGGCCCCAGCGAAACGGCAAAGCCAGCGGAAAAUCGGCUAGCAGAGGAGAUUUCACAUCAUAGAAAUGCCCUUUACUACGGACCCCCUGAUCCAGAUGCACGAUUCUGGGGUAUAAUUGCCACCUCCCGUCGCAAUCGCUCUGUUAACAGAGUAAGCCAAAAACUUCAAUGGUCCAAAUUCGCGAGGAAUCAAAAGGCUAAAUUAGAGAACUUAUUUGCAGACAACCAAAUAAGAGAGCCCAAAGUAUUGAGCGAUGUGAGCUCGCGAGAUGAAGUCGGUAAGGUUAGCUUUGAAGCCGAGCCGGUACAUCUUCCAGAGUCUGACAUCACACCAACUCCUUCUCGUCACAAUACGGUCACAAUUGUGGAGGUGUACGAGCUUUUAUUUGUCAGCUGUGCGAAGCUUCUUGCAAGAUUUCGUGGAACACACACAAAGAAGAGACCUAUUUAA